Molecule: messenger RNA, 7075 nt
Organism: Malurus melanocephalus (red-backed fairy wren)
Lineage: Eukaryota; Metazoa; Chordata; Aves; Passeriformes; Maluridae
Gene: ME2
Product: malic enzyme 2
Exons: 16
Coding region: 145-1881 (578 amino acids)
Biological process (GO): malate metabolic process; pyruvate metabolic process
Cellular component (GO): mitochondrion
Molecular function (GO): NAD binding; malate dehydrogenase (decarboxylating) (NAD+) activity; malate dehydrogenase (decarboxylating) (NADP+) activity
Source: RefSeq, a predicted model, not a curated record
CGUGUUCGCUCCAUUCAGUGGCGGGUUCUGCGUUGGACGCAGCUCCGGCGGGCGGGCGCUGCUCUUGCUCAGUAGGAACAGGUCCUCGGCCGGCGUCGCUCAGCGGGCAGCAGCCUCAGGAGGAGGUGCAGCAGUGAAGGCAGGAUGCUGUCCCGACUCCGCGCAGCCGCGGUUCCGUGCGCCCUGGCGCGGCGCAGCCUGCACACCAAGGAGAAGGGCAAGCCRCUCAUGCUGAACCCGCGCACAAACAAGGGCAUGGCCUUCACGCUGCACGAACGGCAGAUGCUCGGGCUGCAGGGACUGCUACCUCCCAAAAUAGAGACACAGGACAUCCAGGCCUUACGCUUCCACAAGAAUUUGGCAAAAAUGACCGACCCCUUGGAAAAAUAUAUCUACAUAAUGGGAAUCCAAGAGAGAAACGAGAAAUUAUUCUACAGAGUGCUGCAGGAUGAUAUUGAGCGGCUGAUGCCGAUUGUGUACACACCGACGGUGGGCCUGGCCUGCUCCCAGUACGGACACAUCUUCAGGAGACCAAAGGGAUUAUUUAUUUCUAUCUCAGACAGAGGCCACAUAAGGUCAAUUGUGAACAACUGGCCAGAGAAUGAUGUUAAGGCUGUUGUCGUGACUGAUGGAGAACGAAUAUUGGGUCUUGGAGACCUGGGGGUGUACGGGAUGGGGAUCCCGGUGGGAAAGCUUUGUUUGUACACGGCCUGUGCAGGGAUCAAUCCCGAUAAAUGCCUGCCUGUCUGCAUCGACGUUGGGACUGAUAACACAACUCUGCUGAAGGAUCCGUUUUACAUGGGGCUGUACCAGAAGAGGGAUCGCUCGCAGGUGUACGAUGACCUGAUAGACGAGUUCAUGGAGGCCAUUACGGACAGGUAUGGCCAGAACACGCUCAUCCAGUUCGAAGACUUUGGAAACCACAACGCUUUUCGRUUUUUGAGGAAAUACAGGGAAAAGUACUGUACCUUCAACGAUGACAUUCAAGGGACAGCCUCGGUGGCCUUGGCAGGACUGCUGGCAGCGCAGAAAGCCACUGGAAAACCACUUACAGAACAGAAAGUGYUGUUCCUUGGAGCAGGAGAGGCGGCCCUGGGGAUCGCCAACCUGAUCGUUAUGGCCAUGGUGGAAAGCGGCGUUUCUCCUGAGGAGGCCUCCCAGCGYGUGUGGAUGUUUGACAAGCACGGUUUGCUGGUGCAGGGCCGAGAGCAGAAGGUGGAUCCCCACCAAGAGCCGUUCACACACCGGGCUCCAGAGCAYAUACCAAAGACCUUUGUGGAGGCGGUGAAUGUACUUCGGCCCUCAGCUAUCAUUGGAGUGGCGGGAGCCGGGCGCCUCUUCUCACACGACGUGCUCCGAGCCAUGGCUGCCAUCAACGAGCGGCCCAUCAUCUUCGCGCUCAGCAACCCCACGGUGAAGGCCGAGUGCACGGCGGAGGAGGCCUACACGAUAACGGAGGGCCGCUGCUUGUUUGCCAGCGGCAGUCCCUUCGAGCUGGUGACUCUGAAGGAUGGCAGAACCUUCAAGCCUGGCCAAGGAAACAACGCCUACAUUUUUCCAGGUGUGGCUCUGGCUGUGAUCCUCAGCAGUGUCCGGCACAUCAGUGAUAAGGUUUUCCUCGAGGCUGCCAAGGCACUSGCGGAGCAGUUGACAGAUGAGGAGCUCGCACAAGGAAGGCUUUAUCCUCCACUGUCCAAUAUCAGGGAAGUUUCUAUUUAUAUAGCUGUCAAGGUGAUGGAGUUCCUGUACGCCAACAACAUGGCUUUCCACUACCCCGAGCCCGAAGACAAGAACCGCUACAUCCGCUCCAAGGUGUGGAGCUACGAGUACGAGUCCUUCAUGCCGGACGUGUACGACUGGCCCGAGUCCAAGGUGCACUGAUGCACCGCCGCGCGCACUCCUCAGGCAGUACCUCCUACUCUGCAGGGAUCCCUUUCUCAGACCAAGUCAAAUCAUGAUCUUUGACUCCUCUAAUUUAUUUUCRCUCGUUUUGUUGCCUUUUUUUCCCCCCUUAUACCCUGUUUUACACUUGAUUUCUCCCAAGUACCUGAUAAACUGUAUGGAUGAUGGCAUCUGCCACGGGGAUGAGAGAACCCUCCAAAGUUAGUUUAAAUAAUGGCAUUGCAAUUCUAGCUUCGAGCCACACUACACUGAAGAGUUCUAUUAAUGAUAUUUUGGCUACAUGCAUUUGAUGAUGAACUAUAGCUCUCUCAUCACUGCUCAUCUCCAGAAUGAUUAAUUUCUGCCUUUAAUAAUCAGCCUUCUAAUUGUCCUGGUGUUGCUCACUGCAUUACCUGUGACAUCCAGGGAGACCACUUGUGAAAGAAAAAAAAAAAAGGACAGUUGAAGACAACUUUAAGGUUCUCAUGGGCUUUCGGUUUUCUUUAACGCUUUAAGAUGUCCGUGUCCAGGCAUCCUUGUGGCACUGGCUGCUGUUYCCUUGUGGAACAGCAAGAUGUAAGCAUGUGGAGUCUGCAGCAAAGUUUGCAGUUUUCAUCACAUCUUCUCAGGAGAAAUGUGAACUAGUCCGGAUUAUCCUUGGGAAGCCUGAAAAUAAUAUUAAUCACUUAAUAGUUUUUAGAAACAAAGCCGUGCUGUCACAGAAUGAAUUCCAUCAGGUAGAGGUAGGACCUGAAGUAAUUUAUGGAAAUAUUUUAGAGAUUUUACAAGGAGAUUUUACAGAGUGGACUGUAAGAUGAUGUACCAAAGGAUUUUUAUUUAAUUUUUUUUUUCAAGGUUUUGUUUSUUUUAAGUCAGGCUGUUUUCUCCCUUGCAUCCUCUUAUUCUCACAAAGAAACUCGAGUGUGCUGUGUUAAGACAUUGCUGACUCGGCUCCAAAGUGGACUCUUAGAACAGGCAGCUCACAGGAGCUCUGAGGCUGAAAUGGGAAUUGUUCAUCACACACAGAUUCACACCAGAAACAUUGGAACAUUUCCUCAGUCCCAAUAUCUGGCUCAGUGCGAGUACUGGGCCCAAAAGAUGCAGAGCCUGCAAGCUCCGUGUUGACCACUCCGAUUUAUUCCCUCCAUUUACAGGUCCAGUUUGUCAGAGCUCGUGUGUGAAAACAAAACCUUCAGGUAGAGCUUUUCCUCGCCAUGGGUUAGUGCUGCCCAUCUGUUCCAGGUCCACAGUGAAUGUUGUUGCUGAUUCUGUCAGUGUGAGGGGCCUCAGUCACUCCAGAGGAGCAGGCAGGCUCCUCACCCCGUGAGGCUGUGUCCRGAGCAGGGAGAAAGAUCCUGUGCCGUGCUCCUGUUUGCUGCUUCAAGGCAGGAAAAGGACCAGGGUAAAUUAACAUUCAGAUGUGCCAGUGCUGUACCAGCACACCUGAAACCAAAAGCUGGAGAUAAAGUAAAGCCUGCUCAGGAUUUACUCAUGGCAAGCACUGCUCCCGUGCCCUCCAUCAUACAGGGAAAUGCAGUCUCCACAGAACAGCCCAGGACAGAGCAGGGACAAUGCGCCCACAGCCUGACCUCUGCUUUUAAAAUCACAUUCUUACAAGGCACAGGGAACYGGGGGAAGGCUCUGCCUGAGAGGGGAAAGAAGGCUGAUUAUCUGAAGGCAGAAAGCGGUGAUGUGGAAAAAAACCUGUGGUAAAGUUCAAGCUGUGGUAAAGUUUUGUGUGGUGGGGCUGGAAGUGCCGCAUGGCCGAGUCAGGCGAUGCGCRUGGAUAGGAACUUGCACUCGUAAGCACGUGUAUAAAAUACACCAACACACACAUAGGAGGUUUUUACAAAGAAUGCUUUUUUCAUCUAUUUUUGCUAUGCCUUGUUUUUAUUGUAUUUAAAUUAGUGAUCUUACUGAAAAAAAAKUAUUUAUUCAAUGUAUGAAUUAUUUUUGCCUUCUGGAAGUUUGGCUCUAUCUGAAAGCUGUUGUACUGUGCCAGCAGAGUUCUGCACCAUUGGAUUCCAGUGCACUGGGAACACACACUCCCUCCCUUCUGCCAACACUCUCAUUAGACAGAUGGGUAACAAAAAUACCCAAUGCACUGAUCUCCUGUACCAGAUAGGAAUGAUCACAGAGGCAGGGGAAUCGCUCCCUAACUCUGGCUUAGAAAACAAAGAUUUGCAUCCACCCUGUCAAUCUGAUUAUUUUAUUUUCAGGCAGGAAUUGCACUUUCUGUCCUUUAUCAGUGGCCAUUGAUAAUGCUCAGGAAGCCCUGGAGCUUGGGGAAGCAGCGUUACCCGUGAGCAGCAGGGGCAGGAGCCAGGCUGGUUCCCCAGGGGAGUUCCUGGAGGAUAUCUGUCCUGGCUGAGGGAAGAUGCCUGUUCUGUCCUCCCCCAGUCUGGCACCGGCUCCCUGCUGUCCUCAAGCGGGAUUUCCCAAGGACAGGUGUUCCUGCAUUAUCAUUUUUGUGGGGAAAGUUGCCCUUGCAGACCUGCGGGCUCCAGUUAGGAAGUGUUGGAGCUGGGGCAGAGAGGGCCUGUCUGUCCCUGUCYCUGUCCCUGUCYCUGUCCCUGUCCCAGCUGUGGCAGCUCAGCGGUUCUGCUCAGAGCUGCUCCAUGCACACACACCGCCCAGGCUUUGUCUGACCGUGUUCUCUGGGUUUUCUGUAGCUGCAGGGUGCACAUGGAGCAAUUUCACCUUCAGUGUGCAGCCAUUGUCUCCUGUUAGCUACAGGUGAUGUGUCAGCUCACAGUUUUAAGUCCAUUUCACUCCCUCUUUCAUAUUCUCCAGUAUUUUUUUAGAUACAUGGAAUUUUAAGACACAUAAAUUCAUGUCCAGUUUUUCUUCAGGUACAAUUAAUCCUUGAAUUAAUUACAACUGCUAAUCUUGCUGCCUAGUAAGGAACCACCGUUUCCUUUUUCGUAUUUUGCUUAUCACGAUUUUAUUCUGUUUGCUGGCUUAUUCAGAAGUAUCUACUGAUAUUUUUCUGUACAGAAAAUUCUCUUACACAGUAUGCAAAGGGAAACAGGUGUCACCAGGAUGCAUUUUGUCAUGUUUCAUAGUGUUAAGUUAAAAAUACAUGAUCUGCAGGACAGCCAGUGUCCUAGCUUGUCACACAGCCCUCCAAAUGAUAUCAAAGACUGUCUUCCAUGUCUCUUUGGGGUAUGCAGAACCUUCUGAGAGGAUCAGGAACUUCAACUGAGGUCAGUCUUUCCCAGGAUUUGUCCAAGACUCGCUCCCUUAAAAUCAGCAGGGGCAGGACUGAGCCUCUUGGCAGCAGCCUGUAGGAGUGUUCAGGGGAUAGUAAAGGUUGCUGAUGAAGCACAGCCUUUCUUUAUAAAAUACGUGUGUUUUUGUUCAAAGAUGUUACAAGGGUCUGUGUGUUCCUGAAGCCUCUGCCCAGGUGCCACCCUGACAUGUAGAAGAAUUAUUAAAAUGUUGUGUCUGAUAGAUUUUAACCCGCAGUGUGACUCGUGGCACAAGUUCCCGGUUACGUUUGUGAGCAGUGAUGCAUCCUGACACGUUGUGUUUGUUUUCCAAGUGACACUUACCUGCAGAGUGRUGUGUGGCGGGUUUCCUGUGGUGGGUGCGUGUCUUCCUCCUGUACUGUUGUUUCCAGCACGCUGUUUUAUGGGGAUAAAGUAACUCUGUCGCACUCCUCCGGUAGUAGCYGCAAAGAUGAACCAUACCCGUUGUAGUUCCUUGUUAGGAGCCCUCCGUGGCAACUGUGGCAGAGUGGGGAUCACUACUGUGCAGCUCCAGCCCUGCGCUUUAGUUCAGCUGACUCUGGGCCCCAGGCAGUCCCAGCUGGUUUCAUUUGCUCUUGUUCCAUCGCCCUCUGAGGUGCAGAGCUGCGCUGCCCUGCCAUCACAUAAAGGUGUCUGCAAGGCACUCAGGUUGGACUGCAGGACUCCUGUCUCACUCAGAGUGCUCCGUGGGUUGAAGAGAACCACUGUCAUUGCUGGACUCCCUUUGGCUGAUCCGUGCUGCUCUCGCCAUUCAUCACAGCCGUAUGUGAGCAGGAUGGAGGAGAUCCAGAGCAAAACUCUAACUGCACCUGCUUGGAGCUGAAUGUGAGCACAGAAAUUCAGCUGCUGCUGCUGCUGCAGGGACAGCGGAUCCUUUGUGAACCUCCCUACUCCUGAGAGACACAUCAGUGUGGUAUUGGGACAUGAGAUCCUGCGUGGGGCUGCCCUGCCCCACCUGCCUGCUCCCAGGACACACAUCAGUGUGAUAUCAGCACCCAGGGAUGAUCUGGGACAGCAGAUCCUGCAUGGAGCUCCCUGCCUGCUCCCAGGACAGACAUCAGUGUGAUAUCAGCAGCCGGGGAUGAUCUGGGACAGCAGAUCCUGCAUGGAGCUCCCUGCCUGCUCCCAGGACACACUCCAGAGCGGUAUCAGCAGCUGGGGAUGAUCUGGAACAGCAGAUCCUGCAUGGAGCUCCCUGCCUGCUCCCAGGACACACAUCAGUGUGAUAACAGCACCCGGGGAUGAUCUGGGACAUGAGAUCCUGCAUGGAGCUCCCUGCCUGCUCCCAGGACACACUCCAGAGCGAUAUCAUCACCCCAGGACACACUCCAGUGCGAUAUCAGCACCCUGGGAUGAUCUGGGCGGGCAUGAGGCUGACCCAGCACAGCUCAGAGCUCACACUACCCUGCCGCUGCUGGCCACGGCUCUCUGUGGUGACAGGACUGGCUCGCAGUGCUGGUGGCAUCACGGGCUGUGGCUGCAGCGGGAGGACACCGUUCCYGGUCACCAGACAUUCAGCUCGUGCUGCAGGAGCCCUGUGCUGGGUGGUUGUAUCCUGGAACGUGAGCUUGGCACUACACUGAACUCGGCUCUCCAUGUUCCAUUGACCAGCUCAUCCAUCCUUCAAGUAGGUUCUUCCUAACAGGAAUAAAAAUACUCUUAGGACUGAGGGCUGGUUUGUCAAUAAAACAGCAGAAUAAUCUACAUUUAUUUCUAUCUUAAACAUAUCUACCUUACACAAAUCAAUGUAAGCCUGCUGGUGAGAACAGUUCCAGCCGGAUCUGCACGGGGUUGGCUGUGCCUGGGAGGGUCAUUGCUCAGCUGAAACUAAAACUGUAUGUAAAAUGUGAACUGGUUGGGGUCUCUUCCUACUUUAUAACGUUGUAACUCUAUUGAAAUGUGUGUUCYGGUCUUCUAUUUUCUUAGUAAAAUGCAUUCCCUUU